GAGUGGGAUGAGUAUAUACACGUAAGUUAUUGGGAAGGGCACCUGGUGUGCAACAAGCAGGCCACAGACAUUGUCCGUUAUCUUCGCUCUGUUUGCUUCUCUUUUGGGAGGACGGUACUUCCAUGGUUAUCAGCACGUGUUUCAUGAGGAUUCACAGGGUUUCCCACUCAGCCCAAAUGUUUAAAGAGGAACGGAGGGAGUCCCUUUUUGCUGCUCCUGAGCUGGGGGGUUGCUUAGGGAAUCAGAGCAGUACAGGCCCCCUCAAUGGCAUUUUCUCUCUCAGACAAAGCAACCAGCCAGCUUCUGCUGGAGACCGACUGGGAGUCCAUCCUGCAGAUCUGCGACCUGAUCCGCCAGGGGGACACACAGGCAAAAUAUGCUGUGAAUUCCAUCAAGAAGAAAGUCAAUGACAAGAAUCCACACGUGGCCUUGUACGCCCUGGAGGUGAUGGAGUCGGUGGUGAAGAACUGUGGCCAGACAGUCCACGAUGAGGUGGCCAACAAGCAGACCAUGGAGGAACUGAAGGAGCUACUGAAGAGGCAAGUGGAAGUCAGCGUCCGGAACAAGAUCCUGUACCUGAUCCAGGCCUGGGCACACGCCUUCCGGAAUGAACCCAAGUACAAGGUGGUCCAGGACACCUACCAGAUCAUGAAGGUGGAGGGAUUCGUCUUCCCAGAAUUCAAGGAAAGUGAUGCCAUGUUUGCUGCUGAGAGGGCCCCGGACUGGGUGGACGCUGAGGAAUGCCACCGGUGCAGAGUGCAGUUCGGAGUGGUGACCCGCAAGCACCACUGCCGGGCAUGUGGGCAGAUCUUUUGUGGAAAGUGCUCCUCCAAGUACUCCACCAUCCCCAAGUUUGGCAUCGAGAAGGAGGUGCGCGUAUGUGAACCCUGCUACGAGCAGCUGAACAAGAAAGCAGAAGGAAAGGCCACCUCCACCACUGAGCUGCCUGCGGAAUACCUGACCAGCCCCCUGUCCCAGCAGUCCCAGCUGCCCCCCAAGAGGGAUGAGACAGCUCUGCAGGAGGAAGAGGAGCUGCAGCUGGCCCUGGCACUGUCGCAGUCAGAGGCUGAGGAGAAGGAGAGGCUGCGACAGAAGUCAACGUACACUGUGUACCCCAAGGCAGAGCCUGUACCUGUGGCCUCAUCAGCGCCCCCCGCCAGCAGCCUGUACUCUUCACCUGUGAACUCGUCAGCACCUCUGGCUGAGGACAUUGACCCUGAGCUGGCUCGGUACCUGAACCGGAACUACUGGGAGAAGAAGCAGGAGGAGGCCCGGAAGAGCCCCACACCAUCGGCUCCCAUACCUCUAACGGAGCCAACCACCCAGCCCGGGGAGGGGCAUGUUGCUCCAGCCAGCGUGGUGGAGACUCCCCUCCCGGAGACAGACUCUCAGCCCAUAGCUCCGUCCGGAGGCCUCUUUAGUGAGCAGCAGUACCAGAACGGGGAGUCCGAGGAGAGUCACGAGCAGUUCCUGAAGGCCCUGCAGAAUGCCGUCACCACCUUCGUCAACCGCAUGAAGAGCAACCACAUGCGCGGGCGCAGCAUCACCAAUGACUCGGCCGUGCUCUCGCUCUUCCAGUCCAUCAACAGCAUGCACCCACAGCUGCUCGAGCUGCUCAACCAGUUGGAUGAGCGCAGGCUGUACUACGAGGGGCUGCAGGACAAGCUGGCACAGAUCCGCGAUGCCCGGGGGGCCUUGAGCGCAUUGCGUGAGGAGCACCGGGAGAAGUUGCGCAGGGCAGCUGAGGAAGCUGAGCGCCAGCGCCAGAUCCAGCUGGCCCAGAAGCUCGAGAUCAUGCGGCAGAAGAAGCAGGAGUACCUGGAGGUGCAGAGGCAGAUGGCCAUCCAGCGUCUGCAAGAGCAGGAGAAGGAGCGGCAGAUGCGCCUGGAACAGCAGAAGCAGACCGUCCAGAUGCGUGCCCAGAUGCCUGCCUUUGCGCUGCCCUAUGCCCAGCUCCAGGCGAUGCCCGCGGCCGGGGGCGUGCUCUAUCAGCCGUCAGGCCCAACCAGCUUCCCAGGCACUUUCAGCCCAGCAGGCUCGGUGGAGGGCUCCCCCAUGCACGGCGUGUACAUGAGCCAGCCGGCCCCAGCCACUGCCAGCCCCUACCCCAGCCUGCCCGGCACUGCAGCAG
Messenger RNA from Galeopterus variegatus (Sunda flying lemur), 2131 nucleotides. It is a transcript of the gene HGS, whose product is annotated as hepatocyte growth factor-regulated tyrosine kinase substrate. The transcript is spliced from 17 exons. NCBI's taxonomy places the organism in Eukaryota, Metazoa, Chordata, Mammalia, Dermoptera, Cynocephalidae. The annotation marks the transcript as partial. Gene Ontology annotation, molecular function: phosphatidylinositol binding; metal ion binding; ubiquitin binding. The record is from RefSeq and is a predicted model, not a curated record.